CGCGGAAGGGUGGACUCCGAUCCCCAACGAAAGGACGAGGAAUUAUCUGGACUGAGAUCUCAGACUUCGGCCUCUCCCGCCAAUUCAACCGUAUCAAUCAAAACUGCUCAUAUAUGGCGACAUUCUUCGCGACGACGCCGUCGUAUUCUUCCACUCUGCAAUUCCUCCGUCCAUCUUCACGACGGCUCCCGCGUUAUUUGUGGAGUGGAGCUGUUAGGAACGAGAAGUUCAAUUCAAUUCCUUGUAGAAAAUGGGUGAAGUCCCGGAGGAGAACUUUGAUUUAUGCUGUGAAUAAAGAUGAUGAAAGCUCAUUCAAGCAGAAUGUGGAAAUGGAUAGGCUUAUAGAUAUGUUAAGAGCUGCAAGUGAUAAAGAACUUCAGAAACUUGUUGCUGAGAAUGUCCUUGCUUUCAAUGAGAGCUUUUGGAUGAGAAUAGCUGCUAGAGCAGAUACCUGCAUCUCUGAAGAUGACAAAAAAGACCUUGAAGAUCUAGCAUCAUUCAUAAUGAGCAUGGUGGAUCGUAUUGUGCAUAAGACACAUGAAAACAUAGAGUCUGCUACUGAUGUUCUUAAAGCCAUCUUAAGACCUGUAGUUCAUGAAACGCAGGACGUUGUUUGGCCUCCAAGGGAUCCUGAAGCUCUCAGCCUUAUGGAGAAAGAAUUAAACCAAAGGGAACAAGAAGGCCAACUAGAUGAAGGGUUCCUGUCAGAAGUUAAUGCACAACUGCGGAAUGCAAUAGAAGAUGGGAGCAAGCCUGGACUUCAAGCUAUGCUGCAAAGAGUUCUUCAGCUCUAUGCUUCCAGAGUUCUCUCUAAGCGUAGUUAUGCACGAAAAGGGAAUGAGGUUCUAAAAGCUGAACAGUUUCUAGAGACAAUAAUUAAAGCUCCUGAAGAAGAAUGGAAUAGGCUGUUGAGGGAGGGCAUGACUGUGGGCAAAGGUGAUAUAUCACCAGAGGAAUUGCAUUCGGCUGUUAAGAAGCGAAUAGAGCGAACAUUAAUACGGACGCAAGGUGGCUCUUACGAGCAGCGAGUUCUUGUGGAGUAUUUGAAAGGCAUUCAGUCCAGAGUCGAAGAAAUCGUCCAUGGUUCUGCACAUGCCAUAUUGCCAUGUGAAUAAAAAGGUGUUGGGUCGUUUGGCCCAAUCAAAUUGUACUUUAAACCACAUUUCCUCUGGACUAAGGCAAACUUGAAAUGAUGUCAACUUUUUUAGCAUAGGAUCAGCUUGUUUUGGUCCUAGUCUUAUUUUGUGUGAAUGAUUAUGAUCUUGUUCUCAAAGAAACUCGCUUUCUAAUA
Messenger RNA from Cuscuta campestris, 1291 nucleotides. The record is from the annotation of a GenBank genome assembly. Lineage: Eukaryota; Viridiplantae; Streptophyta; Magnoliopsida; Solanales; Convolvulaceae.